UGGGGUCCUCAACACUGAGGCACCCGUGCAGCGGAUCUUCACCAGAGAAAUGGACCUUAUGGACAAAAUGAUGUUCUUGAAUGUUCAGAAUGUAAGUGAUAGUCCUCAUUUGAGUCUCACAAAACCCCAAUCACAAUACCCUCCCUUGGGAUUGGGCCAAAGACACUCCAGCAGUACUCAAGGAUCCUCCAGAGAUCUAGUACCUCAGAAUGAACUGAACAUCGCCACCACCUGUCAGAUUUUAUGUGAAAUAGAUCAUGUCAUUUUCCAUGAUUAAAAGAAAACCUGAUGUAUAAUAACCAGUAAACUGUGUUUAGAUGCAGGUGGUCUUCACCUGGUUGUGGGUGGGCGUAGCUGUGUCUUUGCUGGUUCCGCCCACUCUGUCCUUCUCACAUGGUGCCAGUCAGGCUUCCUGUUUGGAAAUGAUUCCCGGCCAUAUCCGUGCGCAUUCCCAGGACCCCCGCCACAGCCACAUCAUUUUGGCUACAUCCGCCCACUCCUACCUGCCCGGACAAUUAGUCACAGUAACCGUCCGAAGCUCUCGUGACUUCAUGGGUUUCCUGCUCCAGGCUCGCCGACUGGAGGACACUGGAUUCCGCAUCAGGACCAGAGGUCAGGCAAAGGCUGUGGAGGCGUCCAAAAGAUUGGGGCCUUUGCUGGUUGGUGGCUCCUGGGCCCUCACCCCCCCCAGCACGCACACGCUACGCUGCCUCUCAGAGGGCGACACCCUCACGCACUCCGACAAACAGCUAAAGAGAAACUUGUCAUUCGUGUGGAGAGCGCCGGACGCACCCAUGGGUGACAUACAGUUCUAUAUGACCGCGGUGCAGUCCUACUUCGUUUACUGGGCAGGCAUUCAGUCAGCAGUGGUGCAUGAUGGGAGUCGUACCCUUCACAGAUUGAGCAACACCACAGUAGUGGAUGGAGGGAAUCUGCUUUUUGAACAACACGAAGAUGAAAUUACUCCUCCAACAGGUACGUCAUUUCAAAUUAAAGGGAAUCUAUGGAAGAAUUCAAUUCAAUUUCGUAUCACAAUUUACCCCUCCACAGGUCUUGGAACAGAUAGUCCUGUUACUUCACGAAAAGCUCCUAUAGCAACAACAAGUAAAAUACACAGCAAUACAUCUGUGAAAGAGCCUUCCAAAAUCAACAAUUCCAGACCAGAGAUGGACAGAUUUGUAACUCCGGAAUCCUUGACAGCUGGUACAAACAAGAUCCUCAAUGUAACAAGCAGCAUCGUGACUUCUAGUUUUCUUCAAAAAGCCACUAAAGACAGAAAGACUGAUACCUACACAAUGAUGGAAUCCAGUUCUGGAAUGCCUGAAGAAGAAAGCACUGAAACCAAUACCCCCAUUAGGCAUACCAAGGAUGAUAAGAGUUCCAAGAUUUUGUCCAACCUGAUCAAUUUUUCUCCCACCACACCCUCUUUCUCCUUAGGUGAGAUGAAAAACAUGAAAGACUCUUCGACCGUUUCUGCAAGCGUAACAGAGCAAACCUCAACUAGUUUUCCUUUCUUGCCAAAUUCCCUCACUCCAGUGUUCCCUCUAAAGGAUGGAAAAAUGUUGAAAGUUCUUGGGGAAACUAUAUUAAACAAAACAGAAAACACAACUUUUAUAUCCUCAACCACUGAUAGGUUUCAUAAUACCAGUCUGGAAAGACCCAUAACCCAGUACCCACCAGGAUCAAUCAAGAACCAAAGUAGUUUGGAGCUCCAUACCCAAAAUAGCUCUCUGCUCUUUUGGAUGACUAGCCUAUCACACUCCAAAGUGGUUAGUCAGUUUUCGACCAAAGCCCAAAAUUCUAAAUUCACCCCCUACCAAUCUUCUUCAGCCAAGCCCUUUACACCAAAGUAUCAACUCCAUCCACAAACUGGUACAAUUUGGAGCAUUCUCAUCUCUGAAACAUCUGUGUCUCAGCUCUUUCCCAAGUCCAAAUCCCCUCUGCCAAAGUCCCAUCUUCGAUUGGAAACAACCACAUCUUACUCCUCUUUUCAGUCUCAAACAAAUUCAAUCGUCAUCCAAACUGAACUUUUGUCUCUGCAGACCCCUCCCAAAAAACACCAAUACCAGACCCCCUACCAAAUCACAACUGAUUUAUCACAGCUUCCACAUGAAUACCAAACCGGGCAAAGGAAACCUACUUCACCUCACCCUCAGGUUAAAACAGCUGCACCUUUGAGGAUCCUCACGCCUCCUCAAACCCUGAGCAUUUUCCCCCCAAAAAUUCCAACUCAAAAUCACCAAGAUAGCUCAUCGCAGACAAACCAGCCCCGGCCUGAUGCGCUACCUGAAGCAUCAACUAACCUAGAAGAGACCCGGACACAGUCCCAUUACCAGACCGAUGCGCCACAAGCAAACAAUUUUAUGCGGAAGCAAUCACAACCCUCAGUGUCAGCUAAACCUUUCAAUCCUUUGGCCAUCACACUGACAUUUGGCAAACGCUUUACGUCUGAUAUAAGUGCAAGUAUCAAAGAUGGUCAGUACCCAGAAUUUAACCCAAAAGUUGCCUUCCUCUCCUCAACCACUCCUGCACCUACUGAUGUGAGAAUUCGACUUCACUCUUCAUCAGUUUCGGUUGGCCCCCUUUAUUCCUCUGGUGGAUCAUCUAUCCAACUCUCUUCCACAUCAGCAUUGGACACCCAUCGUUCCAAGAAAAUUCUAAAGACAACGCCACCUGUCAUUACCCCUCUCAUUUCUCCAACCCCAAUUUCAAUUCCCAUUCCUUCAGUUUCUGUUCCACCUUCUUCAACUACUACUGGCAGAAAUUCUUCUUACUCAUCCAAAUAUCCAUCAUCUGCUCCCUUCCUGUCCUUCAUUCCUUUGUCUACCUCUUCCUCAUCUAUCACAGAUUCAGUCUUUUCAUCACCCUCUUCUUCCACCAUCUCCCCAAUUGGUUCUUCCACAUUUACCAUCGAUUCAUCUACAUCUUCCUCUUUAUCAACAUCUACUUCCAUAUCCUCUACUUUCCAGACUUUGUCAAUCCCAUUUUAUUCUUCCUCCUCUCCCCUGGAACCAUCUCCAGCACCCCACCAUUCUCGCUACAACCUUGUUGUUCCUUCAUCUUCUCAAUUACCAGAUCAGAGAACAACUCUGGGUCAGAAGUUGCUAAAUGACGAGCAAGCAGCCAACUCUCAGAGCCAUGUUCAAUCAUCUUCUCCAGAUCAUAACUUCCUUCCACGUACAAUGAGAACAGCAAUUCAACCCAAACCCCAUCCAAACCUCAAACAAAAUCACGACCAUGAGCCAAACUUGAACAAUCCCAACAAUGAUCCCAAACCGAAAUCUCCUUCCCAGCCCUCUGGAGCUCCAGACAAAGACGGGAAGUAUCCAGACAUAAUCCCGAGACACAGUAACUGGGAGUUGGGAAUGCUGCUGGGCUGCUCUGCCGGUUUGGGUAUGGUGCUGGUGGUUGGGCUUCGGUACCUGUAUCGUCAGGCCUGUGGCAAACAGACAGAAGUGACUCUGAACGACAGGGAGCGAGAGUACGGAAGAGGAGAAAGAGGGCUGGUCCAUGUGCAGGAAUGUAGAGAUCUGGUCAAAGUCCGGAGAAUCAGAGAGAACAGUUUUGUAGUUCUUGCAGAGUACGACGUAUUGGCAUCACAUGGAGACUAAUAAAAACACACGUUGUAUACAGAUACAAGAAAAAAAAGAAAGGGCAAGUGUGUGUCUCUGAAUAGAACAGAAAAAGAACUGGAAAAUAGUAAUUUAAAAAAAAAAAAAAAAGACUGAGAACACCAAUGUGACACACACCGUUUGGUGGACAAACAGGAACUAGAAGUUAGAAACACAAAAGCCAGAAAUAAUAAUAAUAUAGAGGUAACGCUCACACAUGUAUAGACUCGAGGAUGCUAAUCUACGACAUAGCGCCACAUAAAUCAUCUUAAUAUACACAGAAUUAAUGCAGUUGGUUAAAACUUUAUUUACAAAGUGCAUGCCACAGAAAUGUUGCAAACUGUUUUCUACACCGCAACACUUCCACGGUUAUGUUGAGACAUGUCUGUGCACUGAAUAAAAGUUUAUUUUUAGUACUUGUCCAUUCUGCAGCUCUUCAUUUGAGCCCCUGUGCGAUGAAGUUUUGGCACUGCCGGUCCUCUUUGUUGGUUCAAACCACUUUGUUGAUUGUGCGCCUGCACUGCCUCUCGGGUCCACUGGCAGCUUUUUCUUAAGCGCAUUUGAUUUCAUCAAUCUGACGAGCCGUCUGUCCAAAAACAAUCUGUCUGUGAAAUUAAUCGUCGGCCAAUACGUCGCUGUGCUUUUAAGGUGCUCUUCCUGUUGGAUAUAUUCUGCAGCAGCACCGCAGAAGGAGCAUUAUACUGUUUGGGGUUUUUUUUUUUUUUCUUUUUUUUUUUGGAGGACGUGUGCUAACUGGAUGCAUCCAGACUUUAAAAAAAAAAAAAAAAUGAAGAAAAACUCACUCAAAACACUUUUUAAGGCUAGUUUCUUGUAAACUGUGGCUCUCCGUCGCUCACCAUCAAUGUAUCUAUAGUGUUUGGACACAAAUUUUUGGCUCUUUGUGCUGCUAAACGUAUUCAAAAUAAAAUAAUCAAGAUGUGAACUUUCAGUUUUUAAUCUGACUUUUUUUUUUAAACAUCCAUAUUAAUCAAAAGUUGCAGGAAGUAAAAAACAAAAAGACCUGAUUUGGAUGUAAAUGCCAAAUACACAUGAACAAAAACUACGUAACUUGAUGAAAAUGUGUUAAAAAGACUAUGUUAAACAGCAAUUCUAACGCCGAUAUGUCAAGAAUAUUAAAGGGGCCAAAUUGUGGGAAAUUUUUUUUUUUAAGUUUUUAUUUUUUACAAUUGAUUAUUGUGGGAGUUUUAUUUGAAUCAUCCUCAAAGACGCACAGUUUUUUAAUCUUGUGUGCAGAAAUUCUCUUGUAAAAGCAAAAUAUAAGCCUUAAAAACCACAUGUAAUAUUGUGUGACAUAUGUUGCAGAAAUCCAUAACUGGACUCUUGCUUGCAUCGUGAGGCAAUAAGUGGCCUGCGCGCCGAACUGGGGUGCGGAAACCAGGAAUGUUUUGUUUUAGACCUAUUGAUUUUUCGCAAGAUUCAUCACCGCAGUAUCUGUGUUUUGUUUUUUUUUUUGCCUACAAACUUUAAUACCCAUUUAAAAAAAUAUCCAAUUACCUUUAUUUGUUUAAUACAAAAGUUAUCGUAGAAUAAUCAGGAUUUUGUGGCAGUUAACGCUCAUAGAAAACAAAAGUAUAAAUGUAUAAAAAAGGAAUAGAAGUGAUCCCAGUAACGUUCCUUUUCACACACUGGUCCCUUAAAAAAUUAAUCUGCUUCCUGCAGGAUGUUUGAUGUUACAUAUAAAAAUAUAAAGCUUUUCCUCUUGCUUUUAAAUAU
Molecule: messenger RNA, 5345 nt
Organism: Thalassophryne amazonica
Lineage: Eukaryota; Metazoa; Chordata; Actinopteri; Batrachoidiformes; Batrachoididae
Product: flocculation protein FLO11-like
Exons: 4
Coding region: 318-3611 (1097 amino acids)
Molecular function (GO): oxidoreductase activity, acting on metal ions
Source: RefSeq, a predicted model, not a curated record